Molecule: messenger RNA, 3382 nt
Organism: Sander lucioperca (pikeperch)
Lineage: Eukaryota; Metazoa; Chordata; Actinopteri; Perciformes; Percidae
Gene: mfsd12b
Product: major facilitator superfamily domain containing 12b
Exons: 9
Coding region: 1643-3034 (463 amino acids)
Biological process (GO): carbohydrate transport
Cellular component (GO): membrane
Molecular function (GO): symporter activity
Source: RefSeq, a predicted model, not a curated record
UCUGUACAGUGGUGUUUGGUUUGGAGGGCGAUCAGGACUGGUGUUUGUGCGUGUGUGUAAGAGGUCUAAUAGACAACCCAAAUCUGUGUGAACCAUUGUUUAAUUUUGUCAGGAGGUAACAGACAGACAUGCAGCGCAAUGAGGUUUACAUGUUUAUGAGGUACAUCAUGUCUCUGAAGUUGAUGGGCUGCUGUUUCUGAGCCUGAAAACAAAGAAACCUUCCCAAAAGUCAAAGAAAGGAAAAAAAAAAAACAGUUGCCCUUUUUUGAGUUCAUUGCUGCUGCCUGCUCAUAACUGUAGUGUCGCAUAGGACUGCAACUAAUGAUUAUUUUCAUUAUCGAUUCAUCUUCUGCCUAUUUUCUCGAUUAAUCGAAUAAUCAUUUGGACUAUAAACCGUCAGAAAACCCACAUUAUUUUUUCCUAGGCCCCACAACAUCAAAUAUCCUGUUUUUUGUCUGACUCGCAGUCUAAAACACUAAAUUAUUCAAUUUACAAAGGAAUACUCCAGCGAUUUUAAUAUUGUGCUUGCAUAAAGUUGGGGGACUCACGAGGCAGAUUUUUAUUUAUUUUAAAAAUAUUUAAAAUUGAAGCAGCGGGAGCCAAGAUAUCUUGACUAGCAUAGGUCAAAUUCCAAAGACAUUGGAUCCUCCAUUUCCCACAAUGCAACUGAAUGGUAUUUUUUUUUAUUAGAUAUUUCCUGCCUUCUAAACACCGCCCGCCCCACGCCCCUUCCCUCCCUCCUUAAAACCCCACAUACCCUUUUUGUAACGCAGGCUUUCUGUCAAGCCCAGAAAGAGACUAUGGCAUCAUCAGGGUUAUGUUUCUCAAACUAGAACGCUCCCCACAGAGCUGAAUAGCUGAUCUUCAUGUAUAAAAUCAGUGGAGUGCCCCUUUUAAAAACACUUGAGCCUCAUUGUUAUGAUUCACACAAGUUUAACUUUUGAUUUUGAGAUUGCACAACAAUGACUAUGUAAGUCAUUGAGUAAUGUCACCACUGUGUGAUGAGAAUCAUGACCAUGUCUUACAGAAGGUCAAUAUUGCAAAUGUAUAAAUCCGUACUGAUGGAUUGAAAACAAAUGGGCUACUUGACAUCAGAGGCCAGUUGAGGUGCUAAAAUUCCGAAUUAAUGUCACGUCAGGAACAAACUAUUUGAUAAGGGUAUUGUAACUCACGAGUUUUUAAAGCCACUCAUAAUCACGGCUUGGUUAUUCAUCUAAUAUAGACUACACCGGAGCCGUGUACAUUGCAGAGCUGCAUAAUAACUUUAAAGACAAAACCAAUCUCCAGAUGCUCCGAGGAUGACAUGGUGCACCAGCGCGCUUUUUUACGCGUGAAGUUGUUGGUGUGAGUUAAGUGCUGCUGAUAGCUCAAAAAAAGCUUUUGUUGGAGCAUUAAUUUAUUCCUCUGAAAGCUAAACCGGUUCAGCUGACCAGCUUGGGGACACAGCUUGGCAUAAUCCAUUACACUAAGUUUAUUAUGUGCUUUAUAAUUAAGGAUAUUUUUUGAGAUCCUCAGACCAAGGUUGAACUGUGUUUUUGCUCGUCUGUUAGUGUAACAAAUUGCAUUAUGUAUUUGUAAAUAUGAACUCGACAGAGCUCUACUUGUGAAUAAAGGAAGUUUUAUCACAGGACUCAAAUCAAUCAUGGAGCAGUUUGUGCGUGCUGAACGCUCUUUAGCAGUCUGCAGGCGGUUAUGUUACGCAGCAGGACAUUUUCUAAACGACCUGUGCGCCUCUAUGUGGUUCACCUAUCUGCUGGUCUACCUCCACUCCGUGCUCGGCUUCCAGAGCACCUAUGCAGGUGUGCUGCUGCUGAUUGGUCAGAUAGCGGACGGAGUCUGCACGCCUCUGGUUGGAUAUGGAUCUGACAGAAUAGCGAGCAUUUACGGCAAGAGAAAAUCCUGGCACCUAUUGGGAACUAUUUGUGUUGUUGUAUCUUUCCUCUUCAUUUUCAACCCCUGCCUGGCCUGUAACGACAACACUCCUCAGUGGGCUCGGAUUCUUUACUUCUCCCCCUUCAUCAUCGUCUUCCAGCUCGGCUGGGCAGCCACUCAGAUCUCACACCUGUCCCUGAUCCCAGAGCUCGUGUCCAGCGAGAGCGCCAAGGUGGAGCUCACUGCGUACAGGUAUGCCUUCACUGUGGUGGCCAAUAUUACAGUAUACACUGUGGCCUGGCUGCUCUUUCACUUCCAGUCUCAGCUAAAUGUGGACCCUGACAACACAGAUAACUUGGGCCAGGUGGACAUCCCUCUGUUCAGGACGCUGGCCCUCAUUAUGCUGGGUAUUGGAGCUUUAUUCUCCAUGAUAUUCCACAUCGGCACCAAAGAGAAGGUGUCAGCCUCGAGGUGCGAGGAUCAGCUGCUCAUACCUUCCCCUUCCCAGGAAGUUUUGCCUCAUCCUAUAUUUCAGUGGAAGCACUGGCUGAAGGAGCCCUCCUUCUACCAGGUGGCUUUCCUGUACAUGUGCACCAGACUAAUAGUCAACUUAUCUCAGACCUACAUCUCAGUUUACCUCACCGACUCACUGAUGUUACCAAAGAACUUCAUUGCCAUCAUACCUCUGGUGAUGUAUGUCAGUGGUUUUGUUUGCUCUCUGGCCAUGAAACCAGUCAGCAAGCUCAUAGGAAUCAGUAUUACCUAUUUGGUCGGCCUGUUGUUGGUGCUGGGCUUCGCCACCUGGGUGUUAGUGGACAAGAGCAUGGGAGCUGAGAGGAUCUAUGUAGCAGCCAUGCUGCUGGGAGCCGGUUCGGCUACAAUCCUGGUCAUGUCUCUGUCCAUGACGGCCAAACUCAUUGGAGAGCAGACACAAAGUGGAGCCUUUGUUUAUGGAUCGAUGAGCCUCACAGACAAGUUUGCUAGUGGUGUGGGGAUCGUCCUCAUCCAGAGCAUACGACCAUGCAGCACAGGUGUCUGCCGCCCAGACUGUGUUUGGUUUUAUCGUGACGUCAUGGCGAUGGUAACCGGGGGCAUAGGUGUGGCUGCAGCAUUUUGCCUGUUCACUCUUCUAAUCUGUCCAAUCAGGAUAGGGAGAUGUUAGGGGUUCAAAGUCUGCACUACACAUGCCAUGCUACCACCUAGUGUAUGAAUCUGUAACUACUCUGCUUUAUAUAGGGCAGGGGUCUUCAACGAUUUUUAGACCAAGGACCCCUUCGCUGAAAGACAGACGGAGCACGGACCUCCUAAUACAUAUAUUGUAUAAAAUAGAGUUGCUUAUUAAACUGGGCCAAAUGUCCAAUACGCUAUCUGGAGUAGAACAAAUAUUGGAUUUGGAGCUGGAGAUUGUGAGACUUGUGAGUCAGACUUAUUUUCCUCCUGUGGAUUGCAUAAUGUAUCCAUUUUCUAUUUGUUGUAAAAGUGAAAACUAAUAAAUGCAUUGCAAAUGCGA